AUGGCUCGAGUCAACCGCUUUGGCUUCUUAGCCAUUGCGCUGAUCUUUCAUUUGGUGUACAUUUACUCGAUAUUCGACAUUUACUUCGUUAGUCCAAUUGUUUCCGGCAUGCGAGAGUUUGGAGUGGAGAGGCCAGCUGGUGUUGAAGCUCCAGCAAAACGACUUGUUCUUUACGUUGGCGACGGUCUUCGAGCAGACAAAGCUUUCCAAUCCUUCCCAGAACCACAUCCGAAAGACGAGGCGGAUUUGGUCCCGAGGCCAUUGGCCCCGUUCCUGCGAUCGCGCGUCCUCAACCAUGGCACUUUCGGUGUCUCCCAUACAAGAGUUCCUACAGAAUCGAGACCUGGGCAUGUGGCGCUCAUUGCAGGUCUAUACGAAGAUGUGUCUGCGGUGACUACCGGGUGGAAACUCAACCCAGUGAAUUUUGACAGCGUCUUCAACAGAAGUAGGCAUACUUGGUCAUGGGGAAGUCCUGAUAUUCUGCCAAUGUUCCAACUGGGUGCUGUGCCUGGCCGUGUUGACGCUUUCACCUACAGUGCCGAGGAGGAGGACUUCUCCCAGGAUGCCGUACAUUUGGACAUUUGGGUAUUCGAUAGGGUCAAGCAAUUGUUCGCAGAUGCGGCGAAGAACGCGACUUUAGACGCUGCUUUACGACAGGACAAAGUUGUGUUCUUUCUACAUCUGCUGGGCUUGGAUACCAAUGGGCAUGGAUACCGACCCUAUUCGAAAGAAUACCUGAACAAUCUGAAGGUUGUAGAUGAGGGGGUGAAGGAGAUCACGGCACUCAUUGAAGAGUUUUACAAUGAUGAUAAGACAGCCUUUGUCUUUACUGCCGACCACGGAAUGAGUGACUGGGGAAGCCAUGGUGAUGGCCAUCCUGACAAUACUCGAACUCCCCUGGUCGCAUGGGGUUCUGGCGUCGCAAAGCCUGUUACUACCCCAGGAAAGAUUGCACCGGGCCAUGAUGAGCUCUCUUCAGAUUGGAACUUGGAUCAUAUCCAAAGACAUGAUGUCUCCCAAGCAGAUGUGGCCGCUUUGAUGGCAUAUCUAGCUGGCCUCGAUUUCCCGGUCAACUCUGUCGGAGAGCUCCCCCUAUCAUUCCUCUCUGGCAACAUUGCCGCGAAGUCUGAGGCAUUCUUAGCGAAUGCUAGGGGUAUUCUUGAUCAGUACCGAAUCAAAGAGGAGCAGAAAAAAGCUACCGAACUUCGAUAUCGACCAUUCAAAGCGUUAGGAGAUGAGGCUCAUUCUGUCGAUCACAGAUUCUCUGUUAUUCGAGACCUUAUUGACCAAGGAAAGCAUGAGGAGGCCAUCAAAGAAACUGCUGCCGUAGUCAAAGUUGGUCUCCAAGGUCUUCGAUAUCUUCAAACGUACGACUGGCUAUUCCUUCGAGCUCUGAUCACAAUCGGAUAUCUAGGAUGGAUCGCAUUUGCUCUUACUACUGUCGUUGAUCUUCAUGUCCUUCAUGGCAAGACUGAGACUUCAAGGACACUAUUUGGGAGUAUCUUCUUUUCUUCUGUUUUGAUAAUGCUCUACUCAUCCUUCAUCAUCUCGAAGUCGCCGUUUACAUACUAUGCAUAUGCUAUCUUCCCCGUUGCCUUCUGGGAAGAAGUCUACGCACGACGAAAGGCUUUGAUUGAGGGUAAAAAGCUAUUAUUUGGGCAUAUCACGUCCGCUGGCGGCUCUGUGAUGCUUAUUAUUAAGGUUGUUAUUGGUCUCGGGCUCAUCGAAUCACUUGCGUUGGGCUAUACUCAUAGGGAGGUGUUCUCUGUCCUCUUCGUCGCUGCAGCAUUCUGGCCGGCGUUCUAUGGCACCGGAUUCCUGAAAGCGAACAAGGAACUUGUUGGCACUUGGAUAGUUGCGUGCGCUAUGAUGAGCUCAUUCACACUGUUGCCUGCUAUGAAAACUGAAGAUGUCGCGCUCAUCAUGUCCGGAGGAUUUCUGAUGGUAGCCAUUGGUAUAGCCUAUUUGCUGUUCGAGAAGAGUGUGCUUGCAAAGUCGAAAUUACCUGGAGACUCGACCGCUCCAGCUGACGAUACCUUGUCGCGUUCCUUGAUCGGAAUCCAGAUUGGUUUCAUCGUUUUGGCUAUGAUUGUGACAAGGUCUAGCGCACUUUCCCUACAAGCAAAAGAAGGGUUACCGAGAGGGAACCAGAUCGUGGGCUGGAUCGUUCUAGUACUACCGCUAUUGAUGCCAUUUCUACACCGUCUUCAACCCAACAACCACUAUCUCCACCGCCUUAUGGUCAUCUUCCUAACCUUCUCGCCAAUUUUCGUUAUCCUUACCAUCUCAUACGAAGGACUCUUCUACCUUGGAUUCUGCGUCACUCUCAUAACCUGGGUCCGUCUCGAACACAAAAUAUACGUCUCUACCACCCCAUCAACAGUAACAAAAUCAAACACAAACGGCCACACCGUCCCCGCCAUCCCAACCUCCCUCUCAUCCUCGCCUUUCCGCUCCCUAACCCUAUCCGACGCCCGCACCUCCCUCUUCUUCCUCACCCUCCUCCAAGCCGCCUUCUUCUCCACCGGCAACGUAGCCUCCAUCUCCGCCUUCUCCCUCGAGUCCGUCAACCGCCUCAUCCCCAUCUUCGACCCCUUCUCCCAAGGCGCCCUCCUGAUCCUCAAACUCAUGAUCCCCUUCGCGCUCAUUUCUGCCAACCUCGGCAUCCUCAACAAACGGCUCGGCGUCGCGCCCAGCGCGCUCUUCAUGGUCGUCAUGGCGAUUAGCGAUGUGAUGACGCUGCAUUUCUUCUGGGUGGUCCGGGAUGAGGGCUCCUGGUUGGAGAUCGGGAGUACGAUUAGUCAUUUUGUGAUUGCGAGUUUGCUGUGCAUGUUUGUAGCAGCUUUGGAGGGGGUGAGUGAGUUGUUCAUUGCUGGCGUGGAGGUGGAGGAGAGUGGGGAGCAGUUGGAGAAGGAGAAGGAGCUUGGUGGUGUGGUUGUUAAUGGCAAUGGGAACGGGAAGAAGAGUGUAUAAAAUAGAUUUU
Molecule: messenger RNA, 2983 nt
Organism: Mollisia scopiformis
Lineage: Eukaryota; Fungi; Ascomycota; Leotiomycetes; Helotiales; Mollisiaceae
Product: PigN-domain-containing protein
Exons: 6
Coding region: 1-2973 (990 amino acids)
Biological process (GO): GPI anchor biosynthetic process
Cellular component (GO): endoplasmic reticulum membrane
Molecular function (GO): mannose-ethanolamine phosphotransferase activity
Source: RefSeq, a predicted model, not a curated record